CUGAACACUUGCACUGUCCUGAGGGCUGUUCCUGGUUCCCGUGAACUGUUGGUGGGGUACGUUUGCCAAGUUCGUCAAAGGAAAGAAGAGACUCUUCUUCUGGCCAAGACAAAAGACACACAAGCCACUCAAGAAACAUCGACAGCUCUGCAGAGUCAAGUUCCUGAGCAGGAAGAUAAAAUGGAGAAAGACACCUCAAGAGAAACUACAUAUGGCAACCUCUCAAGGGUACACCACUCUUCAGUACGUUUCCCAAGUACUGAAAAUUCCUAUAGCACAGCACAGCCAUUUUCACUGUCAUCAACCAGUGAAACACCUCUCUGUUGCUAUCUUUCUAACUUUGAGAUUACUGGAAUGGCUAUAGCAAGGGGAUCAAAGUCUUCUAAAUCAGUUACAGGGGACCAAUCAGAAAGCACCUUGGAAAAAGUCAGCAGCUUCAUAGCUCCAAAGAAAAAGACUCCGCUCAUCCCUCCCUCAGAGCCAGCUGUGAUAGGGGAAGGGGAGGAUUACUUCCUGUCUUUGUUUGAUGAUUCAAAGAAACCUAUUGCACACUCAUUCAAUACCAAGAAAAUUUGGAAGCACUUUUCUAUGAUUCUUGAAGAAGUGGGCUCAUCUAGAUCCAGUGCUUUUGGAGACAUUAAAAUAGCAGAAGUGAAUGAUUUAUUUGUGAAGCUCAUUAACUCUUCCCUUAACAAAGAACUGGAGAUUGGAAAUCACAUUCUCCAGCAAAAUAUGAAUGGAAAACCAGACUCUCUGUACCAUUUCCCUCCCAAUAUCACAAUUCAUGCCAAUUCCACAGUAACAGUCUGGACAGCAGCAUCUGACAGAAAGCAUCAGCCACCAUCAGAUUUUCUUUGGAAGGAAAAAGACAAGUUUACAACAAGCCCAAAUUGUACAACCAUCCUGUGCAAACCUAAUGGUGAGAGAAAAAGAAAUCCCACCAACUCUUUUCAUGAAUCGGAGCCCUUGGUGCCACAGUCCCAAUAACCCUGUACAUCCCCACUGUCCUCACAUUGAACCUCACAAUCCCAGCAUGGAUAGAAGCCAUUUAAAAAGUCUUCCCAGGCCUCAGUCAGCCAUGCCUA
This is a messenger RNA of Myotis davidii, 1085 nucleotides long. It is a transcript of the gene LMNTD1, whose product is annotated as lamin tail domain containing 1. The transcript is spliced from 7 exons. The record is from RefSeq and is a predicted model, not a curated record. Bases 181 to 987 code for a protein of 268 amino acids. NCBI's taxonomy places the organism in Eukaryota, Metazoa, Chordata, Mammalia, Chiroptera, Vespertilionidae. Gene Ontology annotation, cellular component: nuclear envelope; cytoplasm.